GCCUGAUUGAUAUACAUUCUACCGUUUCUCUCCUCUUGCACCCUUCGAUUGUCACUUUUGUCGCGACUUCCGCACCUCCAGUCCUCUGCUGCGUAGACAAAGGCCGAUCCUCUCCUCCCAACAGGCCAUCCAUUCCUACACACUAUGGUCUCCCAACGAAGCCCACGAUGGCUUCUCCUGCCCGCGGCAUAUGCUGCCGUCGCAUCUGCUGUCGCGGUUCCCUCUGCUACGCCUACGGUUGUGGUGCCAGUGCCAAUGGUUGCACCGGCUCCACUUGUUACCCCUGCGGCGAUUCAAUUCGAUUCCACGCGGAGUUAUUAUCGAAGAAACAUUUUGAGUGACAUCGAGGGUGAUGGGAAGAGCAUUUUGAGCGCGCUUGGAAGUGACAUUCCAAGCUAUGUUCUUUCUGGUGUUCCCAACUUCUUCCAAGACUUCCCCACCGGCGACGCUGUCAAGAGUUCCCUAGGAAUCAGCGACAGCGACCUAGCCGCGACCCCUACGCAAGCCCUUCUCAUCCCUCCGUAUGCCAAUUGGACAGACCAAGGCUGGAACGUUCGCUUCCAUGGCAACAUCUACAAGACUCCAAACAUCAGUUCCUCCAAAUUGGACGAUCUGGCCAACAAGUUCCUCAUCGGCGUAGAACUUUCGAGCUUACCGACAGACCAGCAGAACCAAGCCAGGAAUUUGACCAAGGAGAUUUUCGUCGUUCAGCAAGGAGGCGUGAAUGUCUCGUUUCACCUCGAGCCGUCUCCAUCAAACGGCGCAUCGGGUCAACCAGGCGGAGGAGGAGCCAUUACUCCCGGAGGAGGAACACAAAACAUCACAUUCCCGUACGAGACCACCGUUGAAGGUGACUUCGAUGCCUUUGUCCCCAUCAAAAACGUUUCUGGCGCUGGACUGCUUGCCGGAAACGAAACCCAAAACAUCCAGCGCAUGAAUGUCUACACGAACGGAUCCAUCGAUGGCAACGCGACCGCCUACCUCGUCCCGCCUACCGGCAUUACCAUCAUCUCGGAUAUUGAUGACAUCCUGCGCGUCACCAAAAUCUACGAGCCGACAGAGGGUCUUCUCAACUCAUUCGCUCGUGCAUUCGUGCCAUGGAUGAACAUGCCCGACAUCUACGCCAACUGGUCGCGUUCUCUCCCCAACAGCACGCAUUUCCACUACCUGACCACCACCCCGGAGCAGGUGACGCGUAACUACAUGGACUUCAUCUACAAGACGUAUCCCGGCGGCUCUUUUGACACCCGUCCUCUUAACUUCUCUGAUGUCAAUGCCACGCUCAGCAUUCGCUUAUUCCUGCUCAACAAGAUCUUCGACACGUACCCGGAGCGCAAGUUCGUUCUUGUGGCAGAUACCUCGAACUCGGACGUCAUGAAGGAUUACCCACUGCUCGCGCAUGACCGCCCGAACAACGUGCAGUGCAUUUUCCUCCGCAACACCUCAGCGACCGAUUCCGGCGACAAGUUCCCGUACGACACGAGCGGGUUCCAGGGACUGAACAACAAGAGCUACAUGUUCUUCAAGACGCCAGAUGACCUGAUGGGUCUGGAUAUUGCGAACGGGAAUUGUCUCAACCAGAGCAUCCUGCAGAACCUGACGUUCGGGUACCAGGACGAGGCGAUAGGGAUUCACGGGGCGGCGGGUAAGACGAAUGUCAGGAGCAGUGCCAUUGGCAGUUUGCUGAUUGCGAUUGUGGCUGCGAUGGUGUUGAUGGUAUAAUAGAUGAAGAAUAGGAAAGGUACGAGCGAUUGAGUUCACGAACGAGGUUAUGAGGGAUAGGGAUUGGGAUGGCAUUGGCUCGGAAUUGAGUAUUGCUUGCCUGUAAUUAUUAUAAUCAUGAUGUUCUGAGCAAGCGCCGUGUCUUCUCCAU
Messenger RNA from Mytilinidion resinicola, 1873 nucleotides. RefSeq lists its product as uncharacterized. The coding region runs from base 145 to 1722 and encodes 525 amino acids. The record is from RefSeq and is a predicted model, not a curated record. Gene Ontology annotation, cellular component: actin cortical patch. The transcript is spliced from 2 exons. Lineage: Eukaryota; Fungi; Ascomycota; Dothideomycetes; Mytilinidiales; Mytilinidiaceae. Gene Ontology annotation, molecular function: phosphatidate phosphatase activity.